Messenger RNA from Adineta ricciae, 1803 nucleotides. The record is from the annotation of a GenBank genome assembly. NCBI's taxonomy places the organism in Eukaryota, Metazoa, Rotifera, Eurotatoria, Adinetida, Adinetidae.
AUGACACAUCGAUGUAUACUCGUCAUUUUUCUUCUCUUCGUUUGUCAUCGUGAAUUUCCAGUUGACGCUGCAUUAUUUUCUUGUAAAACAAAGUUUUCAUGCGGUUGCUCAAAAUCUAAUGUUAAUAUCAACACAAGAAUAGUCGGAGGCGAAGUGGCUAUGGAUCAUAGCUGGGGUUGGGCCGUUUCAAUACGAAGCAAUUUCGGAAGUCAUUUCUGUGGUGGAAUGAUCAUCUCUCCUCGUUAUGUUCUUACAGCAGCACAUUGUGUCGAGGACUACAUAUCCUCAGCUAAUCUAAUAUCAGUUGUUAUAGGUACAAACUCGUUGAAAACUGCUGAAGGACAACGGUUCACGUUAUCACGCGUCUUUAGCCAUCUUGGCUACAAUUUGAAGACAAGAGAAAAUGACAUUGCUCUUCUUCAGCUUAGCAAUGCAAUUGAUUUUAAGAACGACAAUGUAGCUAAAAUUUGUCUUCCAAAUGUCAAAUUAACUGAACAAUCUCUAUAUCCGCUUGAGGCCAAGCCACUUGUAGCGAUUGGUUGGGGACAUAUUACUUUCAACGGUAGUGUGUCUAAUUCAUUGCGACAAGUAACAGUCAAGACGGUUGCAAGUAACGAGUCGAAAUGUAAAUAUUCCAUUCGAAAUACUUACCUGCAAUUUUGCGCUGCAGUUGACGGUGGAGGAAAAGAUACAUGUCAAGGUGAUUCCGGUGGUCCGUUGAUGUUUUAUUCUCAACCGAAUCAAGUGUGGAUACUUGCAGGUAUAACAUCGUACGGCUAUCGAUGCGCAUUACCAAACUACGCUGGUGUUUAUACGCGAAUAAGUGCCUAUAUGACUUGGAUCCAGUCAAUUGUAGGGAACGAUGGUAUCGUAACUAUCCAGCAAAUCCAGGCAACAAUUUUCUAUUGCAAAUCAACGGAUCCAUGCGGCUGUUCACGUAACAAUGUUGAUAUCAAUUUAGAUGUGAUUCGUGGCGAGUCCGUCGCCUAUCGUAGUUGGGGCUGGGCGAUUUCUGUACGUGAUUCCUCUGGCAUGCACAUCUGUGGUGGUACCAUUAUAUCCAAAUCAUUUAUUUUAACAGCAGCACAUUGUUUUGUGCGAAUUUCAGAAGAAUAUUUUCCUUAUUCGGUGUUUAUGGGUAUCGAUACAUUAGAUAGUACAGCUGGUCAUAUACGUUUAAUAUCUCAUGUUUUUAUUCAUCCUAAAUGGAAUUUUACCAGUCAAGAAAACGACAUUGCUCUACUUAAACUAAAUGGAUCGAUCCCAACGCACGAUGUGAACAUCGCAAAAAUCUGUCUGCCUGAUGUGAUCGAACCCGAUCAAGUACAUUAUCCGUUGAUACAUUCAUCUCUAAUUGCUAUCGGUUGGGGUAUAACAGCAUGGGAAGAUUUAAUAUCACCCAUGUAUCUGCGACAAGUAUUACUGGAGGCCAUCGAUAGUACUGAGUCGAAAUGUAGUAACAUAAUAAAGAACUUUCGUUUACAAUUUUGUGCUGCUAUCCAAGGAAGAGGGAAAGAUACAUGCGAAGGAAAUUCGGGUGGUCCAAUCAUGCAUUUUUCGACAGCUAAACGUCGUUGGAUAUUGACAGGUAUUAUAUCUUAUGGUUAUCGUUGUGGCCUACGUGAUUACAUAGGUGUUUACACCCGAAUUAGUGUUUACAUCGAUUGGAUUAGAUUAAUCGUUGGUAACGAUGGCAUUGUAACUGUGAAAGAAAACCUUGCGUGUACUCAUCAUCGAUCGCGUAUAACUGUCCUUUCGUUGUUAUUGUUCUUUAUCUGUUUGUCUCAUGUACACAUACUUUAA